Gongylonema pulchrum is the source of this 651-nucleotide messenger RNA. The record is from the annotation of a GenBank genome assembly. Lineage: Eukaryota; Metazoa; Nematoda; Chromadorea; Rhabditida; Gongylonematidae.
AUGCGUAUAAAACGGAUUGAAAUCGACGGUUUCAAGUCGUAUGCGCAGAAACAGACCGUGGAUGGAUUCGAUGCGCAGUUCAACGCAAUCACCGGCCUGAACGGAUCGGGCAAAUCCAAUAUCCUCGAUGCAAUCUGCUUCGUCCUCGGCAUCACCAACUUGAGCCAGCUCUCGGAUCUGGUCUACAAGCAAGGCCAAGCCGGGAUCACCAAAGCCACCGUAACAAUUACAUUUGACAAUACCGAUCCAAGCAGUCGUCCAGUUGGCUUCGACAGAUACACCGAAAUCAUUGUUCGAAGACAAAUAGUGAUCAAUGGCCGAAAUACGUACACGAUAAAUGGAAUUGCGGCCACAAACAGUCGUGUUGCGGAUAUGUUCCGAACGGUCGGGCUAAAUGUGAACAAUCCACAUUUUCUGAUUAUGCAAGGCCGCAUCACUAAAGUACUCAAUAUGAAACCAAUGGAGAUAGUGAUCAAUGGUCGGAAUACGUACACGAUAAAUGGAAUUGCGGCAACAAACAGUCGUGUUGCGGAUAUGUUCCGAACGGUCGGACUAAAUGUGAACAAUCCACAUUUUCUGAUAAUGCAAGGCCGCAUCACUAAAGUGCUCAACAUGAAACCAAUGGAGGUGAGAUCAUCAUAUUUUUGCUGA